AUCCUUCGCUGUUCAGUUCCGUGCCUCAAAAAUUUUGCAGUAUAAAAGCUCUGCCUCCAAUCCAAAACCAUAACAUUCUACCCACCCCUUCCUUCCUCUGUUGCCACCUUUAAAGCAAUCAAAAAUGCUCAAGCCCGCUACUGCUCCUCCCUCCCUCCUCCUCUGCCUCCUCUUCUUGUCCAUUGCUCCAUCCUUCAGUGUGGGGAUUGCCGGAGCAGGGAAAUCCGGGCGGAGGUUGGCCGGAGAUAGCCCAUUCACGGCGAAGGCCUCGUUGAUUCGUUACUGGAAAAAGCAAGUGUCCAAUGACUUGCCAAAGCCGUGGUUUUUUCUCAACAAGGCCUCGCCAUUGGACGCCGUGCAAUUGGCGACCUUUUCAAAACUCGCCGAUCAAAACUCCUUGCCCGCCCAACUCCCCGCGUUUUGCUCCAAAGCCAAUCUCAUUUGCUUCCCCGACUUGUCCCCCAGCCUCGAAAAGCACACCGGGGACGUGAAUUUCGCCUCGUACAGCUUCCGGAAUUUCACCAAUUACGGCACCAACCGUGCCGGAGGUGUUGACUCAUUCAAAAACUACACCAACGGUGAAAAUAUCCCCGUCGACGCCUUCCGCCGAUACAGCCGUGACUCCGUCGGCCACGACGACAAGUUCACCAAUUACGCCCUCGACGCCAACGUUGUCGACCAGAGCUUCACCACUUACGGCACCGCCGCCACCGGCGGGACCGGCGACUUCAAGAACUACAACGACAAUUCCAACGUCCCAGGCCUCAAAUUCACCUCGUAUUCGGACAGCUCCAAUGGCCGGAAGCAGGGCUUCAAGGGGUACGCAACCAAUGCCAAUGCCGGGGACGAAGGUUUCACCAGCUACGGCAAAAAUGGUAAUGGAGCGGAGAACGAUUUCACCAGCUACGGCAAUAACUCUAACGUCGUCGGCUCCAACUUUAAAAAUUACGGUGAAACCGCGAAUGCUGCCACCGAUAAAUUCUCCUCUUAUGGGUCCAACGGGAAUGUCCCGGAAAACAAUUUCAAUAAUUAUGGCCCCGGAGGAAAUGCUGCUACUGAAACUUUUACCAAUUAUCGGGAUCAGUCCAACGUGGGAGAUGACUCCUUCCAAUCUUAUGCAAAGGGGUCCAAUGCGGCCACGGCCAAUUUCGUCAACUACGGUCAAUCUUUCAACGAAGGAUCCGAUAGAUUCACCAGCUAUGGCAGGGAUGCCUCGAGCCUGACCGUUGGCUUCAAAAUAUAUGGUGUGAAUAACACGUUCAAGGAGUACGCUAAAAGUGGCGUCACUUUUGCGAGUUACAGGAAUGACACCAGCAGCAGCAGCUCCACAGCCAGUUUGGCCGCAGAGAAGGCGGGUGCUAGUGGGAAAAGGGUAAAUAACAGGUGGGUUGAGCCCGGGAAGUUUUUCAGGGAGAAGAUGUUGCGGACUGGAACUGUGAUGCCAAUGCCCGAUAUCAAGGAUAAAAUGCCUAAAAGGUCGUUUUUGCCCCGGGUGCUCCUGUCGAAACUACCCUUUUCCACCAGCAAGAUCGGGGAAUUGAAGAAAAUCUUCCAUGCAGCGGAUGAUUCCAAGAUGGCGGGGCUGAUGGCGGAUUCGCUGGGCGAAUGCGAGAGAGCGUCGAGCCCCGGGGAGACCAAGCGGUGCGUCGGGUCGGGGGAGGACAUGAUCGACUUUGCAACUUCAGUUCUGGGUCGAAACGUCGGCGUUCGGACCACUGAGAACACCCAAGGCUCAGGUGGAAACAUCUUGAUCGGGAGUGUCAAGGGAAUCAACGGUGGAAAAGUCACAAAAUCAGUGUCCUGUCAUCAGAGUCUGUUCCCGUACUUGCUCUAUUACUGCCAUUCAGUUCCUAAAGUUCGGGUUUACGAAGCGGAUAUACUUGACCCAAAGACCAAGGACAAAAUCAACCACGGAGUUGCCAUCUGUCACGUGGACACGUCAACCUGGAGCCCCGGUCACGGAGCCUUCAUUGCUCUGGGUUCGGGUCCUGGUAAGAUCGAGGUUUGCCACUGGAUCUUUGAGAACGAUAUGACUUGGACCAUCGCCGAUUGAUCCAGAUUCAUUUGAGAGUAAUAAAUACUCUACUACUAGUCCAGAACUAGACUACUAGUCCAGUAAUCUCAUCUUUGUGACGGCUCUGAUCAAACCAGUGUGUUGCUAAAAGCGAGCCCCUGGUCUGGUUUGUGCUUGGUAAAUUCCAUUUACUCCUCUCAUAUUAUAUAUAUUCAAAAAAUUAUGUUUACGUUCGUCAAAAAGGAUUUGUCAAGUUCAACUUUCUUGAAAAGUACUACUAGUAAUUAGUGCUCUGUUAUUCAAUCAUAAGUUGCUUUCA
This is a messenger RNA of Coffea eugenioides, 2333 nucleotides long. Its product is annotated as polygalacturonase-1 non-catalytic subunit beta-like. NCBI's taxonomy places the organism in Eukaryota, Viridiplantae, Streptophyta, Magnoliopsida, Gentianales, Rubiaceae. The transcript has 2 exons. The record is from RefSeq and is a predicted model, not a curated record. Bases 125 to 2053 code for a protein of 642 amino acids.